UGCAUCUCGCCUUUGCGAGGUUCCCGCCGUCGACGGCGUGACCUCCUCCCAGCUCGACCGUGAGCGCUAUCUCGAUCUCCCCCUUUCCGGUCCUGACGCAGAUCCGGGCGGCGAUGAUGAUGCAAGGGGAUCUUUGUCAGGUUCGUCUUCCGAUUUGCUUGCAAUUUUGGUACACUAUUUCUUUUCUUUAAUUGCUUGACAAAUAAACAGCUAUUAUCCUACGUAGCCUUUAUCAUAUUAACACUUAUUAGGGAUUCGUAUGAUCGAACUAGAGGAUUCAUGGGUGGUUGAGUUGACGCAUAAUUUAGCUUGGAAAAAGAUCACCGUUUUGUUUUUCUUUAGUUUGUAAUAGGGGCUCUUUUGAGGACUGUCAGUUUGUUAGUGAAACCUGGUAAUCAUUGCCACCGGGUCAUGUUGUUGGAACUUUUCUUUGAUCUGCUUUUUUUUUUCUAGAUUUCCUGCAAAGUAUUCGUUUUCUUGCUGGUGAUGUCUGACUUGGGGGUCGUGAAGCCGAACCAUGUGUUCGGGGAUGGUUCUUUUAUGUAGUCUGUCAUGUUAUAUACAGUGGGUAUCGUGUCUCUGAAAUGGUAACUUGUUAUUGUUGACUACCUGAUCUUUUUGGUUUAAUGGCACGUACUAUCCAUAGAAAGGAUGACAUGCUAAUCAACCAAUAUUAUAUUGCAUUUGAAUUUCCAAGUUUGCAGGAUGGAUGCUUAGUUUACUUCAUGAGUUCUCUCAGAAGUCCAAGUAAGGAACCUUGACACAUUCUCACUGCCGUUUGCUUCUCAGAGUUCUGUAUUUUAUAUUAUUUGCUGAGACUUCUACUGGCUUUAAGGACCAUCUUUGAUUGAACUUUUUGGCUUCCCAAUUGCAGGAACAACCAAAGAUUCAGAUGGAACUUAUCAGGCUGUACCUUUUUCAUAUGGAAAUACUGCGAAUGCAGUUGACUCGAAGAACUCCGAUUCAGGACUCACUAAUUCUUGUUACCGUCCACCUUUUCUGAUCCCCGAAAGAUUACAGUGUAACCUGGUAAAUAAAAUGAAUGGAUUCAAUUUUAUUGUUAAUUUCCUUUUGGCAUAUGACAAAGAUGAAUGUUUUCUGUAGAUUGUUAGUAUUUCUUCAACAGUUGGGACAUCAAUAUUUAUCCAAGCCUCCUACAGAAAAAUUACAUCAGAUCAUUGCAAGAACAGCAACGUUUGUAAGUCAGCAUGGAGGACAAUCAGAGAUUGUCUUGCGGGUGAAACAGGGUGACAAUCCAACUUUUGGGUUCUUGAUGCCAGAUCAUCAUCUUCAUGAGUAUUUUCGAUUUCUUGUUGAACAUCCUCAACUUCUGAAAAGUGAUACAAGCACUACCAAAGCACAAGAAGAGGAAAAUUUGGAAGAGAAGAAGGACAAGAUGCUUGCUUCUGAUAGUGGGGCUUUGUCAUUGCUCGGAUCUUUCUAUGGAACCGCAGAGGAUGAUGAUGGCUCACAUGAAGCUGACACAGAGGUUCUAGGCUCUGUCUAUACCAGCAUCGCAGAUAUUGCAGCAGUUCCUCAAAAGGCAGAACAACCCUAUAUGGCUUUGGAAGGGAAAGGAGAAAUUAAGAGUCUAGCUGCCCCUGUUGUUUCUAAAGACAAAACUGUUUCUAUAAAAAGGAAGCUGCCUGCGAAAUCUACUUUGGUUAAUGGUCCAUAUGGCAAGAAUGCAAGAGAUGGCAACCCAAUCCUUCCUGGUUUGGUUGAGCAGCCACGAAGUUCUGUGUCUGGCAGAUCAGAUGUCAAAUCAGUGCUGUUGGAGCCUCCAUCUUUCUUAAAAAGAAUGAUAGACAAAAUAGUUGAAUUCAUACUUAGAAAUGGGAAGGAAUUUGAGGCAGUUCUUAUUGAACAAGAUAAGACAGUAGGCAGAUUUCCAUUUCUUCUGCCAUCAAAUCAAUAUCAUCCUUACUACCUCAAGGUUCUUGAAGGUGCCCGUCAGGGUAAUACUGGUAGCAAGAAGAAAGUGCAAGCUGAUCUUACUAAAGAAUCUGCCCGGGACCACAACUCGUCAGACUUAUCAGAAGGAUGGUUGUAUGAUCCUCAUAGAAAGGAGAAAUUUAAGAUGGUAAUUGGUGCGCCAAAGAAGGAAAAGCAUGAUCAACAGCCGACACUCGCCCCUCAGGCUGGAGUGAGCGUAGAUGAAGCUGCUGCCAUUGUUCUGGCAGCUACAAGGGGUGUCAGUUCUGCUAAUGCUCAUCAGGAUAUUUCACGUCCUGAGUUGGCUGCAGGCCGCACUCACCGGGAGGCUACACAUGCUUCCAGCUUGGGGAGUUACUCCUUUUUACAAGGCCGGGAAUCUAUACCUAAACCUACUUCUAGCCAUGAAGAGGGUACUUCUUUGCCUUCAUCCAAUCAACAACUUAGCAAUAAAGGUUCCAACACGGAUGAUGAUGUAUGGAUUGCAAAGGCUAUUGCAAAAACUGCAGCCCUUGUUACCUCUUGCGAAGCUGACUCUUCAGAAGCUUCCUUAACAAAGGAACAAAAGCUCAAGGCUGAGAGGCUGAAACGAGCAAAGAUGUUUGCAGCUAUGAUAAAGAGUGGUGAUCCAUUAAGCAAAUUGACUGGUUCCAUCACUGCUCAAAAUUCAUCAUUGGAAAUUUCUGCCGCUGGUUCAUCUCGAUCUGGCGCAGGAUCAGAUCUUUUGGUCAAAGAACGAGAAGGAAGCUCUGUACCUUUCGAUGCUGAGGUUUCUGGUAGAUCUAAGUUUCAAGAGAGAGAGUCUGAUCAUGAUGUUAGUGAGGAAUAUAGCCAUAGGGAGAAACAUCAAUCGUGUUCUCGAGAUCUUAGAACUGAUGACAUGGUCGAAAGUCAUAAGCAGUCCAAAAAGAGGCAUCGGUCUGAACAUUCUAUAAACCAUAGAAGUGAUAAAAAACAUAGGAAGCAUCCUUCGUCUUCCAAGGACAAAGAAUCUCGGCAUCGUCAUAAGCACCACAGUUCCUCGGAAGACGAGAACGGGCAUAGAAAGCAUUCUAGGUCUCAUCGUCGUCAUAAGGAUGAAGGUACACCAGAAGAAAAGGAAAGGACAGGGUCCGAUGGACACAGGAAGAAGCAUCACCGGCGGUCUCAAAGGAACCAUGACACUGAUGAAGAGGUGAAUACAACAAUUUUGGAUCAGUCGGAAGUCCCUCAGAAAUCUAACCACCAAAAGGUCGUAAAUAUGCCAUCAGCUCCAACUGAUGCAGCAACUGAAGUAUCCAAAGAUCUAAGAGCAAAAAUCCGAGCUAUGCUAUUAGAAACCUUGUAGCUAUCCUGGAUGCAGUGCCAAAUGAGUAUAAAUGUGAUGAUGUUCUGAUUGAUGCAAACAUCUUUCAGGUGCAAUCUCUAUUUUCGCACGUUGCCCUAUUUACAAAGUUGAAUUUUCCUGAACUAUAUCAAAAAGACAAGACAUGAGGAACGGGUGAAAUCUGCUUAAUUCGGGUGUCCAAACAAAGACUACAUCAAAUGAUUGCUUUGGUAUGAUGUUGUAAUCAUUAGAUCCUAGAUUAAUAGUUCUGAUUGCGAAUAGAUUACCCAGAUGGUCUUUUGAGGGAAGCAUGUUGCCUUCCACCAGAAUAGAGCAUAGCCGAGCAGAGGACGAAAAGGCAACGCAGAGAUCCCAUGUCCUCUGGAUCUCUCUCCCUUUCUCGCUCCCAUUUUAAGCCUAGCAAUUAGGAUGAUUAGAUCCUUAUUUUUAGUUCAUGAGUUUAUAAUAUAAUUAUAGAAUGUGCAAAGUUUGAUUCUUA
Musa acuminata AAA Group (dessert banana) is the source of this 3740-nucleotide messenger RNA. RefSeq lists its product as uncharacterized. The record is from RefSeq and is a predicted model, not a curated record. Gene Ontology annotation, biological process: RNA processing; mRNA 5'-splice site recognition. Gene Ontology annotation, molecular function: RNA binding. The transcript is spliced from 3 exons. Lineage: Eukaryota; Viridiplantae; Streptophyta; Magnoliopsida; Zingiberales; Musaceae. The coding region runs from base 1043 to 3262 and encodes 739 amino acids.